Molecule: messenger RNA, 2292 nt
Organism: Aureobasidium uvarum
Lineage: Eukaryota; Fungi; Ascomycota; Dothideomycetes; Dothideales; Saccotheciaceae
Source: the annotation of a GenBank genome assembly
AUGCCUCGACCUAUAGUGGCACCGGACAAGAGACGCCGUAUCGCUCAGGCCUGCGACAAUUGCAAGCGCAGAAAGGAGAGAUGUGAUGGCAGCCGACCGUGCAGCAUCUGCAUUCGACGACGAAGGGAAUCCGAAUGCCAAUUUUCCGAGACGCCUGCUCGAAUGCUUCGGGGUCCCCAGAGUAAUAGGGCCAGCAUCGGAAGUCCUGCAAGUGUCAUGCAGGCAUCUCCUUCAGUCAAUGCGUUGAGGAAUCGUAGUGGGAGUGAUGCACCGCCGUCUCUGCAGCACAACAAUGUCGCGCGGCCGAGCAACGCGACUUUGGGUGCAGUUUCUGACCCUUCGCCGGCUAGUGUCACGUUGUCUGGGAAUUUGAGCGAUACAGGUCAGGCCGAGAUGGCUAUUGAUCGUAUCUUGAAUGCAAGUGUCGACGAGCGGGGCGCCAGAGCCAACGUGGAAUCUCACUCUCGACCAGAGUCUGUGGCACCGGUGCCUAGGCUGGCAAGAUUACUCCGCGAUACCCAUGGCAAGUUCAUGUAUGUUGGCGACUCUGCCAGUCUCUCNUUUGUACAGAGCGUAAGGCGUGUGGUCGUAUCUGCCAUUGGAGACUGUGACUUCACGAACGACCCUCAACGACACCAGAUCAUCGAAACAACACCUCAAACUACUAUGCAGUUGCCUGACAUGUCAUCACUAGAUCUGGAUCUGGUGGAAUGUAAGCGCUUGUCUCGACAUUAUCUUCUCGCGACUAGUGGGCUCAUCGAGAUCUUUGAUGUGCCUACAUACUAUCGCUUUUUGGACAAAUGGGUAAUCGAUAAGGCUCGCGACAACGAUCUCAAGUCUUCCAUCUUCUACAUGGUGCUUGCCAUUGGCGCGCAAGUGUCAUCACCAGAUGGCGAUCAAACACUCGCUGAGAAAUACUUUAACCGUGGCCGACAUAUGGCUGUCAUGACUCUUACAGACGCUCCAAGUCUUAUGACCAUACAGGCUUACCUUUGCAUAACCAUGUAUAUGCUAGGCGCAUGUAGGAGGAAUGCUGCUUUCAUGCAAUUUGGUAUUGCUGUCAGAGCCGCAUUUGCUUUGGGCAUGCACAAGAGCAGCACCCAUGCGCUAUUCGAUGAGACAGAAGCAGGAGCAAGACGCAGAAUCUGGAAGAGUGUUCGCGUAUUGGAUAUAUUCCUCAGUGCGUCACUUGGCAGACCGCCUGCUACUUCAGAUUUGUCAAUGGAAAGGGACAAAGAUACUACUGAGGAGGUGGCACACACAACAUCGACAGACCCCUUUUCGAACAAGGUGCUUGCUCUUUGCAACAUCUUCGAGCGCAUUGUCAUCGACGUCUAUAUGAAAAAGUCAGUCUCCACACGGCUUGCAGAUUCAAUUUCCUGCCAGUACAGGGACUGGACCAGUGAUCUACCAGAAUCGUUACAAUUGGCCAACCUCGACUCGAGCGAGGAAGAUCCGGAAAAGUUGAUCAAGGCCCUGGCUGCUAGCCAUAUCAUCAGUGCCUACCAUUGGUCAAUUAUUCUACUAACACGACCUUUCCUGACAUUCCAAAUCAUCAAAGACAUGAGUCGAGCCGGUCAAAAUCUUGCAAAUCACGACCAGGUGGAUCAAUCAUCCAUCAAGACGUAUGCAGAUGCAUGUGUAGACUCAUCUCUAAGGAGUCUCAACAUUGCAUCAACACUGAUGCAGUACCCCUCGCUCCCACACCGACUACCCUUCAUCAUCAACUCCGUCUGCAACGCCUCUUUAGUCCUCGGAGCCGCCACUUUUGCCGACCAAGACAAGUUUCUGCCUCUCGAAGAUGGACUGAAACAAGGAAUGCAGAUUCUCAACCACUUUGCACAAUGGGAUCCUCAUGCUGCUCGGUAUGCUCAAAUCAUCACUUAUCUGCAAGAUGCAACAACGAGAUAUAUCCGUCAGCGGAGCGAAAAGUCUCUGGAAUCUCGGCGCAGUAAUGUUACCAAACUCUUUGGCACGAUCGGCCAGCAAGCAGGCGGUGCUGAGGAGACCAUCCAAGACCAAUCUGGCGGUCUUGCAUCUGGUGUGAACGGAAUCGGAACUGCCGAUCCUCUACUGCCUGUCAAUAUAGACCCUUCAUUGUACACGAGGCCGGCACUGAUGACAGAUUUGUACUCAUUGAUAAAUAAUCAAGGAGGUUUACCUGGUUUGAUCGAAGGCGGAUUCUAUCCACAACCGCAGCCAGGAGCGGGAGUUAUGACCGACAGCUCUGGAUACCAGGAUGACGCAUACUACUUUAUGGAUCAGGACUUGUCCAUGUUUGGCUUUUGCUGA